Molecule: messenger RNA, 1400 nt
Organism: Glossina fuscipes
Lineage: Eukaryota; Metazoa; Arthropoda; Insecta; Diptera; Glossinidae
Gene: Lapsyn
Product: toll-like receptor 4
Exons: 8
Coding region: 147-1202 (351 amino acids)
Molecular function (GO): protein binding
Source: RefSeq, a predicted model, not a curated record
AUAAAAAAUUUGUGGUAAAAAGCGAAGCUUUAAAAAUGCGAAUAAUUGAAAAGUUUUGUAAAUUUUACAAAAUUACUUUUACUCAAUUUUUUCAUGGAAUUGAUAAUAAAGUUUUUCAUGGAUAUUGAAUGAUAUUUUGACAAAGCAUGGAUUUGAAUUCGAUGAUCUUGCAAAUCUCAUUUAUUGUUAUGUACAGCGAAAUGAUGGCGUACGGGUUUAUUGGUCAAGAGGAGCGUAAAUGUAAAUAUCUACGCGUUGAUAAAUUAUUAAAAAUUCGCUGUUACGAUAUGAACUUAAAAGAAGUUCCACCAUAUCUAAAAACAUCGGUGGAGGUUCUGGAUUUGUCAUUCAAUCGGAUAAAAAAAUUGAAACGCAGCUCAUUUCAACCAUAUAAAAAUAUAAAAUUUCUUUUGCUUUAUGAAAAUAUGAUACAAUCAGUAGAGCCGGGUUCAUUUUCUUACCUCACUUCAUUACAGGAAAUUGAUCUAUCGAAUAACGCUCUAAUGACAAUACCAUUAGAAAUAUUUCAAUUGCCCGCCUUACGUAAUUUGUACGUGGACAGCAAUGAUUUAAUGUAUUUACCCAGCGACUUAGAGGCUUUGGAAAGACCUAUACAAGCACCCUUGGAAUAUCUAAAUAUAGCCGAUUGCGGUCUACAAGAUCUACCAGAUUUGGGUAUAUUACCCAAGCUUUGGCAUAUUAAUGCCUCCCUGAAUCCCUUAAUGGAUCUCAGCAUAGAACGCUUUGCUUUAAUGUGCAAUCUAAAAAGUGUUGAUUUAACCCGUAGCGAAUUAACGCCAUGUCAAUGCCAGCAGGUUAAUAAUCAUCUAAGAGUAGUUGAAGUUAAAACGAAAUUUGUGCCUGUAUGUCUCGAAACUCUGGACGGAUCCAAAUGUCCACUGCCAUAUAAUUAUACUAUUAACUCUAUGGAUUUUAUUGCUUGUAAAAAUUCCGUUAAAUUAGCGGAAAAAAGGAGUAUGUGGUUAUUUGUAACCGGUUGUGCUGGCGGUAUUUUAUCGGUUCUCUUAAUCAUGUGGUUAUGUAUACAUAGACGUCGAAAAAAAAAUGUUAAAAAAUUGCGUGCCUCUGCCUUGCAACGUAGAAGUUUAGUUAUAUCGCCAAAGAAUGCCAUAAACAAAAGAGAUCAUCAAUCAAAUUAUAAUAAUCACAACAAUGACUUGUUAAGCUGUGAUACUGCCUAAAAUGAAUGAAUAUCAAAAUACCAAAGUGUGACAAUAAUCUUUUUAGAGAGAAACUAGAGAAUCAUAUUCGAAUUAUUAACAUCUAAGUUAAUCGUUGUAUUUAUAAUAUAUUUUAGGGGAAAUUUUAGUAUUAUUAAGAAACGAAAGAAGCGAGUCAAAACAAGGUGCCUUAAUAUUAGCAUAGUUUUAUAAAAUAAG